Molecule: messenger RNA, 366 nt
Organism: Nerophis lumbriciformis (worm pipefish)
Lineage: Eukaryota; Metazoa; Chordata; Actinopteri; Syngnathiformes; Syngnathidae
Source: RefSeq, a predicted model, not a curated record
AUGGAACACGCUCAUUCUUUGGCUGGACUCCUGCUCCUCAUCAUCAUCCAAAGCAGCUGGCAGGUGCCUGACCACCAUACAAACUCAAUGCUUUUAAGUGAGAACUCGGUUUCGAGUGAACCUCUCGAGAUCUCCAACGUGAAGAGACAUUCAGAGGGAACGUUUUCCAACGACUAUAGCAAAUACCUGGAAACGAGAAGAGCUCAAGACUUCGUCCAGUGGCUUAAGAACUCAAAACGAAACGGAAGUGUAAUUCGGCGCCACGCAGACGGCACGUACACCAGCGACAUGAGCUCGUACCUGCAGGAGCAGGCGGCUAAGGAGUUCGUCAGCUGGCUGAAGGCCGGACGAGGCAGACAGCAGUAG